Messenger RNA from Neopelma chrysocephalum (saffron-crested tyrant-manakin), 1906 nucleotides. It is a transcript of the gene SLC25A40, whose product is annotated as solute carrier family 25 member 40. Bases 77 to 1078 code for a protein of 333 amino acids. The record is from RefSeq and is a predicted model, not a curated record. The transcript is spliced from 11 exons. Gene Ontology annotation, biological process: mitochondrial transmembrane transport. Lineage: Eukaryota; Metazoa; Chordata; Aves; Passeriformes; Pipridae.
ACACACUAAGUGGGGCAGGAACAGCAGUUAGCUUUGUAGAACCUAGUAGAAAAAAAAAACCUAGAGAAACAGGAAAAUGGGGAGGCAUAAGCUGGUGGAUAAAGCCAUGACUGAAAUGAGUGAUAGCAACUUAGAAAAACCAACCAUUAUUCAGCAAGCAAUGGCCUCUUGUUGUGGAGCUAUAAUUACUUCAUUACUUGUAUCUCCUCUUGAUGUUGUCAAAACUCGACUGCAAGCCCAAAGCAGUCCGUUCCCUAAAGGAAAAUGUUUUGUAUACUCCAGUGGCCUUAUGGAUCAUAUAUGUGUUUGUGAAAAUGGGAACAGCAAAGCCUGGUAUAAAAAACCUGGGAAUUUCAAAGGGACAUUGGAUGCAUUUGUGAAAAUUAUUCGAAUAGAGGGAAUUAAGUCACUGUGGAGUGGGCUUCCUCCAACAUUAAUAAUGGCACUUCCUAACGCAAUGAUCUAUUUUACCCUCUAUGACCAACUGCGUGAAGCUUUGAAAUACAGACUGAAAAAGGGUGAUGAAUACAUUCCAGUUCUUGCAGGUUCCUUAAGCAGAUUCAGUUCUCUCACUGUGGUGAGUCCCCUGGAGCUGAUCAGAACUAGAAUGCAGCAUCGCAAGUUGUCCUACAAGCAGCUGUACCUGUGCGUCAGCACUCAAGUGGCUGCAGAUGGGUGGUUUUCACUGUGGAGAGGCUGGAGUUCUACUGUUCUGAGAGAUAUACCUUUCUCAGCAAUGUACUGGUAUAAUUAUGAACGUUUCAAGAAGAUGAUGUGCAAGCAAGUUGGUGGACAUGAACCUACAUUUUUUAUUGCUUUUACUUCAGGAGCAGCAUCUGGCUCUAUUGCAGCUGUCAUAACUCAGCCAUUUGACGUAGUGAAAACACAUAGACAGACUGCACUUUGGGAGAGUGAGACCUUAGAAAUUCCACAGAGGGACUCUACAUCAACCUGGGCAGUUAUGAGGAAAGUUGUCGCUAGCAAUGGGAUUACUGGAUUAUUUGCUGCUAAAGAGGAAAAAGAAAGGAAGGAGGAGAAAAAAAAAGAAUUUAAGCCUGGACAGAGCAAUGAAGAAUAACGACUGCCACCAUGUUAAAUUUUUAGUCUGAUGAAACAUUUUUGUUGGAUAUUUAAAAUUAUUGUUUAAAAAUGUUUUGGGCUUCCAGUUGUAUGAUAUAUUUAUUUCUCAAUACGGAGGUUGAUACAGAAUGAAUUCAUUAAAUGCUUAUUUAUUCUUGCUGCUUGAUGCGUUUCAUUCUGGGCAUGUUUGUUGUUUGCAGCUCUAUAUUUUGUUUCAGUACACAUUAUAAAACAGCUUCUUGUUUAUUUUAAAUGAAAAAUUCCCUAUGUCAAAGUGGAAAAAAUACUCAUGCUCAUUAGAAACCAAGAGAGCUUAGUGAAUACAGUGAUAGGGACUGCAGUGGCUUUUGUUUAAGGUAAUACUCUUAAAAAAUUAAAGCACAUCCAGGCAUUGAAGACAACGGCCUGUACAGAUGCUCUGGAGAAACACUGCCUCACAUGUUUUUGGGAGGUGCAAGCUGUCACUGCCACAAUGCUCUUGGGCAGGGCCAAGCCAUACACAGUUUUUAUGGGAUCACCUGUCUUGGAAGGCCAGGUGUGCUGGCACAGGCAGGUGGUUCCAUGCCUCUUGGACUCAGCCGUGUGUCUCUCUGAAGGGAAGAGCAUAUUUAGUUUGCUGCUGUCGACGCAGCCACUGUCUGCCACAGUGUACUGCACACUUGUGGUAUGAGCAGCUGCAGCUCCUCACUUGCCCAUAGGUACUUCAGUUACUGAAUCAGAGCUUCCUCUGUAUGAUUUUAAUUAUUUUUUAACUACCUUCACUCUACCUCCCUUUUUCCAUGCAUUUUCAAUGAAGGGGUUGAAUUUUACUUUUUUGUGUAUUUUA